Molecule: messenger RNA, 2922 nt
Organism: Linnemannia hyalina
Lineage: Eukaryota; Fungi; Mortierellomycota; Mortierellomycetes; Mortierellales; Mortierellaceae
Source: the annotation of a GenBank genome assembly
AUGACAUCCAUCUACAACUUCAAGAAGAUCACCCCCGUCCCCACCGGCGGUGACUUCCUCGACAUCAUCCUCUCAAAGACCCAGCGCAAGACUCCCACCGUCAUCCAUGCGAAUUUUGCCAUUAGCCGUAUCCGCAACUUUUACAUGCGCAAGGUCAAGUUCACCCAGGAGAACUUUGACGAGCGUCUCAAGGGUAUCCUCGACGAGUUCCCCAAGCUCGAUGAUAUUCAUCCGUUCUACGCAGAUUUGAUGAACGUGCUUUAUGACAAGGACCAUUACAAGUUGGCGUUGGGACAAAUGAACACGGCUCGCCACUUGAUCGACCAGGUCGGAAAGGACUAUGUCCGCCUGCUCAAGUUUGGUGACUCGCUCUACCGCUGCAAGCAGCUCAAGAAGGCUGCCCUCGGAAGAAUGGCCACCAUCAUGCGCCGCCAGAAGGACUCGCUCGCCUACUUGGAGCAAGUCCGCCAGCAUUUGGCCCGUCUGCCCUCGAUCGACCCCAACACCCGCACCUUGCUCGUUUGCGGCUAUCCCAACGUCGGAAAGUCAUCCUUCAUGAACAAGAUCACCCGCGCCGACGUCGAUGUUCAGCCCUAUGCCUUCACCACCAAAUCGCUCUUUGUCGGACAUAUGGAUUACAAAUACCUGCGCUGGCAGGUCAUCGACACCCCCGGUAUCUUGGAUCAUCCCUUGGAGAACCGCAACACCAUCGAGAUGCAGUCCAUCACUGCCCUCGCCCAUUUGCGUUGCGCCGUUCUCUACUUUAUCGAUCUCUCGGAGCGCUGCGGGUACAGCAUCAAGGAACAGGUCUCGCUCUUCCACAGCAUCAAGCCCCUCUUUGCCAACAAACCUGUCAUGCUCGUCAUCAACAAGAUUGACGCCAUGAAGAUUGAAGAUAUCAGCGCCGAGGACCGUACUCUUUUGGACAACAUUGUCGACAACGAAGGCGUCGAGAUGAUGGGCAUGUCCUGCUACACCGAUGAGGGUGUCAUGAACGUCAAGCAGUCUGCCUGCGACCGCCUCUUGCAGGCCCGUGUUGACUCAAAGAUGAAGGGACACAAGAUCAAUGACAUUCUCAACAAGAUCCACUUGACCCAGCCCCAACCCCGUGACGACAACCCCCGUCUGCCCUUCAUCCCUACUGGAGCCGAUAACAAGGCCAAGUACGAUCCCAAGGAUCCCAACCGUAUCAGACUGGAACGCGAUUUGGAGGCCGAGCAAGGUGGUGCUGGUGUCUUCAACGUCGACCUCAAGAAGAGAUACCUGUUGGAGAACCCUGAAUGGAAGUACGAUGUCAUUCCCGAGAUCUGGGAGGGCAAGAACGUUGCCGAUUUCAUCGACUCCGAUAUUCAGGAGCAGUUGGAUGAGCUCGAGCGUGAGGAGGAGAGACUCGAGGCUGAGGGAUACUACAAGUCGGAGGAGGAAGAGCUCGAUUCGGAGGAGGAGGCAUUGGAGGCCACCGCCAACGCCAUUACGGAACACACUCGCCUUACCCGCAUUGCAGCCCGUCUGAAGACGACCAAGAACCGCCCCAUGUUGCCCAAGACGGCGAUCAAGCGCACUGCAGGAGAGAUGUCGCAGCACUUGGAGACCCUUGGAUUGGAUUCUACAGAGGUUCGUGCCCGCAGCCGGGCACCCAAGCGUGCUCGUUCGGCCAGCCGGGGCGAGUCAAUUGCACGGACGGCGUCGAUGGCUCGUCCCGAGACGAGUAUUGUUCGGGAUCGUACGAUGUCUGGAGUGCGCAAUGUGAAGCAGAAGAUGGAGUCGGAGAAGGUGCGCAAGCUGGCACAGCGUACGCCCAACUUGUUUGCCAAGAGAGGAGAGUCGGACAGAGCUGUGCAGACCAAGAUGCCCAAGCACUUGUUCUCAAACAAGCGCGGCAACGGCAAGACCGACUGGAGGGGUCAGCAGCGAAACAAGCGCGAAUCAUCGAAUAGCAGUGAACAGGCUGCGGCGGCCAUGAAACACCCGAUAAUGCUGCAACUGGAACAGGCACACACUCGCAUCCUACAGGAGACCAUGGACUCUGUCAGAAAAGGCGGUAGUCAGAUCCAACAGGAAUUGACCACCAGUCUUGCAACACAAUCAGAACGCACCUACGAAUCCCUCAGGACUACCAUUGACCUCUUCAACACCAACAACGCCAACCUGGCAUAUGCGAAUAAUGGUAGCUGUGGCGGUGGCAACAACAACAAUAACAAUAACAAUAACAAUAACAAUAACAAUAACAAGACGACAGCCAUACCUUUGACGCAAAUAUCAGCAGCAUCGUCGGUAGCUAUGCACCUAGUCCCGGCUUUGAAGACGGUCGUUGAAGAACAUACCGAGGCGGUGACGAGAAUUGCGACUGAGUUGAAUCAGUGGACGGUGGCGUUAAUGUCGGCUCUGGCCGGGACGUCUUUGUCGAGUGGGAGGACACUGCGUGUCGACAGUCUGGCGACCAUCCUUGCCCAGCAACAACAGCAACCACACUCAAUUUCAUCACGAGGAUCAGGAUCAAAAGGAGCACCACCGUCACCCAUCUCCCCCACUUCGGCCAACAAUUCACAACAGCAACAACGCCAGUCACAGUUCAGGUUCGACCGCAAGGCAACAACAAUCCGUAGGAUGCUAGAAGAAUGUCAACGGUACAAAGUUUGCAAGUAUCAGGAUCGGUACUUGGGCUACGAUAAGGCAACCCAGUUUCAUUCUUAUCGUGCCGAAGAGCGGUAUAUCCAGGCUCGGAUGGUGGUAUUUGAGGAGGUCCGGGUGAUUAUGGAGACCCGGGGUGAGAAUCCGAAUAAUGGUGGAGCAAAAGAGGAGGAGGAGGCGAUUGGAUGGUUGGAGAGGGAGUUCAUGAAGAUGGAUGGGUCGACGGCCAGGUUCCUUGAGAUCCUGAAAGAACGACAAAAGUUGAGGAAGAGUCAGGUCCGUCGCGUCUAG